Molecule: messenger RNA, 8074 nt
Organism: Daphnia pulicaria
Lineage: Eukaryota; Metazoa; Arthropoda; Branchiopoda; Diplostraca; Daphniidae
Gene: Lrrk
Product: leucine-rich repeat serine/threonine-protein kinase 1-like
Exons: 39
Coding region: 131-7828 (2565 amino acids)
Biological process (GO): protein phosphorylation
Molecular function (GO): protein kinase activity; ATP binding; protein binding
Source: RefSeq, a predicted model, not a curated record
UCUCACACAGCGGCACACAGCUGAUCGAUGCACGGGAUCAGCAUCGUCAAAUAGAUUGGUCGGGUUUUGUUGACAAAUUCAGUAAUAAACUAAUAAUGCGAAUUUUCUGGCGGACUCUACAAUUUCAAGCAUGAGUACUCCAAGUUCUCCAAACUCCGAUGAUUUGGAAGAUUUUCCCGGGCGCCUGUUACAUCAGGCGGCUUUGUGGGACAAUGCGGAAUUACUUGAAGAUCUCCUUCACGCUGAUCAAUUACAACAUAUUGAUGGAGUUGAUGCUUGGGGUCGAACACCACUGCAUGCAGCUGCCACCACAGAAAACUCUAGCUGUCUCAGAAUAUUGCUUCAAUCAGGAGCUGAUCCCAACAUCCCUUGUGGGCCACGAGGAGAAUACAGGACAUCAUUACACAUCACAGCUGAAUAUGGCCAUGUCAACAAUCUUCGGCUUUUGCUUUGUCAUGAAGCUCGUAUUGAUGUCAGAGAUGGUCUUGGAUUCUCUGCAUUGGAUCUAGCAGUCAAAGGUGGUCACAUAGAAUGUGCCACAGCUCUAAAAACAGCCCAGGCAACACAUGAAGCUUCUAGAGUUGAAACAUUUAACGGAUUAUUAAAAGCAUGCAUUGAAGGAAACCCUGAUUUAAUGCUCAAACUUUUCAAGGAGCUCAAAGAAGACUUGAAACUUGUUAUAAAUAUGACUGUUGAAGGAUCAAACACAUUAUUAUUCAAAGCUUCAGAAGUUGGUCAUAAGGAAAUAGUUAAUCUUUUACUUGCCAAUGGCGCGGAUGCAAGAGUUCAUCCUGUAACAAAGUACUCUCCUCUAUACAUAGCAUGUUACAAUGGCCACAAAGAAAUCGCCGAAUUGCUAUUGAGAAAAUAUCCUGAAUUGGUACAAACGCCAACAGUUGAAAAAUGGUUUCCUUCUCACGGAUGCUGUAUACAGGGGCACCAUCAGGUGCUGGAUCUUUUACUCAAGUUCCCGUACCCCUCUAGUAUUCUGAAAAAGUACAUUGAUAAGACUGGCAAUUAUGAAUAUGAACUUCCUUUUGACAUUAACGCGAAAGAUGUAUCAGGACAAACUGUGUUGUAUAUUGCUGCAUACAUGGGAAGUUUGAAGAUGGUAGAGAUCAUUUUGAAAUAUCGCGUCAAAGGGAAAAUGUUGAAGUCUUGCGAAUCGACAACGCAGUCGUUGUCGGGAGCAGAAUCGAUCACGGCGAAAAAACGGAUAUCAGAUUCCAUUCAAGCAUUAAUGUCCCGUCUCAACGUAAACUUAAAAACGGAUACGGCUACACCUGCUGGCAAUGUUAAUCAAACUUUGAGUCCUGUCGAUGUAGACAUCUAUUGUGACCAUGGAACACAAACAGCGUUACACAUUGCUGUGAAGAACAAAAAUUUUGCUAUUGCGUCUCUUAUAUUAGUUGCCGGUGGAAAUCCCAACCUUACAAUAUAUCUAAAUGAAGAAGAAUUGUCAAAAUUACGUUCUCGCACUGCUCUAGACGAGUACGUUUUUACAGGAUCCACUGUGUUGGUUGAAGCAGUCAGACAUCGUGAUAUGGGAAUGAUCGAUCUACUUUUAAAACACGGUGCACGUGACGUGGAAAGCAAAGCUCUUUAUGUGGCUGUUCAAGCGAAAGACGAUAUCAUCACCGCUAAACUUUUGGCUCUGAAAUCGCAUAUUGAUCGGGAAAACACUAUCAAUAAAAAAGCAGGAUCACCAAGUGAAAGUCGUGGCUUUGCUUCACUCGGUCAAGUUUUCCCUACCAAUGCCGUAAUGGUAAAUUGGCAUGGUCAGCAAUGUCUGGAAUAUAUCAGACCUCAAUGGCUUAGUGAGGCUGCAGUCAGUCUCAAUCCCAAGAUGAAACUUCACCCUCGGGCACAUCACGUUGCCCUUCACUCCAUCACACGAAUUGAUCUUUCCAAUAACGUUCUCAUAGAAUUACCAUCUUGCGUAUUUCAAUUGCAAAGUCUUCGUCAUCUUAACGUCGCUCAAAACAAAAUUGAACAUCUUCCGUCUGGAUUGUACAAUUGUCCACUCUUGGAUGAACUUAUGUUGCAGGAUAAUAGAUUGGAUUUCCUUCCGGAUUCAUUGUUUAAGCUUCCUUCACUUACCGUUUUGGAUGUUUCAAAUAAUAAGCUGCAAAAAAUUCCUAUAGACAUUUGGAAUGCGCCUAAACUGAAGGAAAUGAAUGCUUCCUUCAAUUUACUUGUUGAUCUCCCCAACUUUUUGACGGAAUCACCGUUUGAUAUAACCGGUAGUAGUGAGCUUGGAAAGAAAUUAGAUUUGUUAACACCACGACGGACAUCACACGGUUCUGAGAAGAGCAGCAUUUCUUUCUCCGAUGAAGAUAGUUUGGAGGAUGCGAAGAUGAUGCGAAGCAUGCAAUUGGCAACUAUUAACUUAACACCUCAAGAAUUAACGCAUCACAGUUUAUGGAGUCAUACUGUCGAUAUCAACGAGACUCUUCCGGCAGAUAUUGAUUCGCCUCAAUCGUGUUCGCAGCUCAUACAUCUGAACCUUGCACAUAAUAAUUUUUCUAGUAUUCCUGUGUCAUUAGCUUGUAUAGCAGUCAAUCUCAUCCGUCUAAAUUUGAGCUUUAACAAAUUGACUGAUAUUGGGCCUUUAUGUAACUACCCUCAUGGUUUGAAGCAAUUAGAUUUGUCCCACAAUCAAAUCGAAAAUUGGCCCCCAUUUUCCAACUGGGACAUUCUCCAAUUAGACGAGCCGAUCUCUCCACUUUCUAGCUCGUCUCCUUUUCUGUGUUCGCCACCGACCGUUACUUGUUUUGCCGGGAUUGAUCGCAACCCUCCCAAAACUCCAGUAACACAAGGAAGGAAAUUUCAUAAGACUUCUAAAGUAGUUGCAUGCUCACAUCGUCGACACCAAAAAUUGGAGAAUGUGCGCACUUUAAUCCUCGGAGAUAAUCAGCUGACGGGUAUCCAUCUCUGGUUCGACGAAGGAUUUGAAGACGAUGUGGACACGCAUGUGUCCUCUUCUCACAAAUCUAAGCUGCUCUUUCCUAAUUUAAGCGCUUUAGAUGUGAGUAACAACAAGAUUAGAGAAAUUCCGAAUGCGAUUCACGAAUUAAACAAUCUUUCCGUUUUCAACGUCAGCGGAAAUCCUGACAUAGUUGAAUUACCGCCACGAAUGGGAUUAUUGUCAAAAUUGUGGAAUCUAAAUACGAGAGGCUGUAAUUUGCAAGAGCCACUACGUUCAAUGAUCGAAAGUAAAAAGUAUAAAACAAUGGAUGUUGUGGGGUAUCUGAAAUCCGUACUAGAAGAUGCACGCCCCUAUGCCCGAAUGAAACUCAUGCUUGUCGGGGUUCAGGGUAUUGGAAAAACUUCUUUACUUGAACAAUUACGCCAAGAAGGCACAGGCUCAUACAAAAAGAAGCCUCCAGAACAUUGGGCUAAAAGAAUGGGUAACAGGAAUAUUCAUUCUCGAACACCGCGUGGAGUGAACUUAUCUACUGUCGGUGUAGACAUUAGUGAUUGGACUUAUGAGAAGAAAGUAAAAGGGCACGGCCCCGUCACAUUCCGAACCUGGGAUUUCGCUGGUCAAAAAGAGUAUUAUGCCACUCAUCAGUACUUCCUGUCUAAACGUAGUCUUUAUCUUGUCUUGUGGCGCAUCACCGAUGGAGUAAAAGGAAUCGACGAAAUAUUUCACUGGCUAGUCAAUAUUCAAGCAAGAGCACCCAAUUCACCCGUUUUGAUUGUUGGGACCCAUUUCGACUUGGUAAAGGACACUUUUCCCUCUUCAUAUUCCGAGGAUCUCCAACAGCUUGUUCGUGAUCGAUUUAUUAACAUAGUGGAUGCAGAAAAAUGUGGUUUACCUCGAGUUUUAGAUACCAUAGAGAUCAGUUGCCGCACAAGACAUAACGUUCGUCUUUUAUGCAACCUGAUUUAUGAUGCAGUUUUCAGCUUGAAACUCCCAGGUAGUAAAGAACGCAUGUUGGAGCAGCGUAUUCCUGCAACUUAUCUGGCGUUAGAAGACGUCAUUGGUCUUCUCGCUACCGAACAAAAAAAUAAUGGUCGUGAUCCUGUCCUUUCUUCCGAGCGAUACCGUAUUGGUGUGGCUCACAUAAUGAACUCGCGAUUUCGAAUGUCUUUCAGAGAUACGGCUGAAUUGAAUCAAGCCACAGCGUUUCUCCACGAAAAUGGUGUUAUGCUUCAUUACGAAGAUGCAACUCUAAAGGAUCUCUAUUUUCUGGACCCACAGUGGCUAUGCGAUAUGCUUGCCCAUGUAGUCACCAUUCGAGAAAUCAACCCUUUUGCACCAAAUGGUAUUAUGAGACUGGAGGAUUUGCAGCUGGUUUUUCGAUCAUCGACCAGUGCUCCUACAGAAGCUCAAGCUUAUGUCGUUAACCUGCUGAACAAAUUUGAAGUAGCGUUAACUUGGGACUCAAGAACUUUACUUAUUCCUUCGUUGUUACCUACUGAAGAUCAGACAGCUUAUGGUUUACCGGGUUCUGAUGUUCGUGUUAAGAUUCCGGUUCGAUCAAGGGGAAGAGCAUCGCGACCGAGGAAGGGUCCUAGAUUUAACAGAGCUGUUUCCAUGCCAUCCAGACCCGGUUCAGCAGCAGCAGCAGCCCAUGGGGCGAAAGUAUUUUCUGCCGAAGAAUCAGUUACGGAUGACAGAUGUGAAAUAAGUUUCCAGUCUGAUAUGGAAACAGCUAUCUAUAGGUUGCUGCUGCUUUCGUACGUCCCCACAGGGUUCUGGUCGCGUCUUAUAACUCGAUUAUUAGCUGAGGAUAACAUUGUUGAUACACUCCGUUCGUACUUUAAUGUUCCUCGUCAUGUGGACGCUGAGUUAACACAAAGUUUGGAAUGGAAAGCUGAAUGGCGAUGUUGGCAAACUGGCAUUGAGUUACAUUACCUCGGCACUACAUUGCUCCGAAUUAAAGAAGUCGCUAAUCGCGUCGGUGUCAGUCCGUUUGAUUACCGGGCAUUUCGAUUUAUUGCAAAACAAGAGGGUCAUUGGUCUGAAUUGGAUACUUCUUCAACAGCUAUGAUUGAAAUCUUUCUUCCCAAUGAAACCAUUGCAAUACGUAAACCUAUUUUUGAUAGACCCGAUGUCCAACCAUUCCAAAAGAACUCUGUCCAAGGCUAUCAAACGUUUGCAUUAGAACCAUCCGUAGAAAGCGUCACGAAACUUUUGACAAUUGCCGUUGAUCAUAUUGAUACUCUCCUCGAAGACUGGUAUCCCAUAUUAGGUACCAGAUUUGUACACACUUCUGAAGGAAAAUAUCUUGUCACACGCGUAGUUCCAUGUCCUAUGUGCCUCUGUGGCGUGCAUCCACCUGCCGACAGUCCGCAUGAACGCCCUCAAGAAAACCAUCAGUUCUUUCCGCCAAAAACCGAACCAGUUGCGCGUGGAUCCCGCAAUAGUGCCAGAUCAGAUGGUGCUGACUCUGGUGUGGGUCAAGAAUCUCCAGUACUAAGUCGUAAAACCUCAACGGAGGACCAUUCUAACAUCCAUGAAUUACUUCGGCCUCAUUCCUCGCAUUCUGAAACAGUUUACUCUUUCACCAUAGAGGAGUGCAUUUUGCAGAGCCACGAAAAUCGCCAUGUGCAUUGCCCUAUUCACAACGAUAUUCACUUAGCUCAAGUGGCACCGGAUACGAUGUUCAUGGACAUUGGAGAGCGGAAUAUUGUCAACGGUCAAAAUCUAAAAAGAGGCACCCUCCUAGGUCGAGGAGCGUUCGGGUUUGUCUAUCGUGCUACAGCAAAUAUUAACGGAAAUCCGAAUGCAGAGGUAGCAGUAAAAAUGCUUCAGCCCAUUGAUCCUGGCCAUGAAGCCAGACCUUCAGUCAUUCAAAUAUACAAAGCUGCUAUCAAUCAAUGGGAAAGAGACCCUUUACAGUAUGCGUGCAAGGCCUAUUGUACUGCUAGACAGGAAUUGGCAAUUCUGUUAACGUUGCGUCACACGAAUAUAGUCCCUCUAGUUGGUUUGUGUACGGAACCCUUGGCGCUAGUUUUAGACCUCGCACCUUUAGGGGCAUUGGAUUCUAAUUUAAGGAAUUACCGAAGAUCUGGAGCUAAAUUAAAUCUCACUGUUGUUCAACAAAUCGUAAUUCAGAUUGCAAAAGCUUUAGAGUAUUUGCACCAACAACGAAUCAUCUACCGCGAUCUCAAAUCAGAAAAUGUGCUAGUGUGGGCUUUACCUGGUCCCGGCGAAAGGGAAACGGACGCUAAAGUUGAUGUAAAAUUAGCCGACUAUGGUAUUUCCCGGCUUUCAUUGCCUACCGGAGCUAAAGGUUUUGGAGGAACUGAAGGUUUCAUGGCACCCGAAAUAAUGCGAUUUAAUGGCGAAGAAGAGUACACCGACAAAGUGGAUUGUUUCUCUUUUGGAAUGUUUUUGUAUGAGUUACUCACUUUGCGCCAACCUUUUGAAAGCCAUGAAUCGGUCAAAGAGUUCAUAUUGGAAGGGGGAAGGCCUUCGAUCUCUCCUCGGGAUGCAACGUAUCCUGUGUAUCUACUUGAUCUAAUGGUUUUGUGCUGGAGUCAACAACCAAAAGACAGACCGACUGCUUCCCAGAUAGUAUCUAUCGCUUCAGCACCUGAAUUUACUCACUUGUUGGAUGUCGUCUCAUUAAACCACAGUGGAUUUUGCACGGACGGUGUUGCUGUCCCCGUACCCAACACCACAGAUGAAUCUCUUCAUGAACUUUGGUUGAGCAGUACCGCUUGCCAGGUUGACCUUCUACUUGCAUCAAGUCAGCCUCCCGAAAUCGCAAACGGAUGUGGUUCUUGGCUGGAUUAUUAUUCUCUUCAAAGUGAAGUAGAUCAGCCAAUUACUGCUGCAUGUCUUGUCGGUGAUUCUGUGUGGCUUGGAGACGCUCGAGGACAAAUUUUCUGUUUCAGCACUCGGACAUACCAAUGUCUUUUCCGCUACGCCCUUGAACCAGAUUCUUCUAGCACUGCGUCAAUUCGACGACUUAUACAUCUACCUUUGUUACAUCGAGUAGCUGUUGCCUUGGCUAAUGGUCGUCUUUUUUUAUGCCGCGAUGAUUUCAUUCCGUUAAUGUCGACGCAAGGUGAAGGAACAUUCGUCAUGACUGAACUCGGACUUGGUGGAAGUGGGGCACCACUCCACUGCAUGGCUGCAAUUUACUCCACUACCAAGGGAAAAGUGGAGUUGUGGUGCGGACAAUCACAGGGUAGCAUAUGCGUAUUCGUUUUGGGAGAAGGCGUUGUAACGGGGCAAGAAGUGAUAAAUCAUUACGAUCCGGUCUUGCCUGGGUUGGAAGUGCUCCAAAUGGUAGCUGUCGACAAUUUGUUAAUCGAAAACGAUGUUGACGUCUUCGAUUAUGACGAAGAAACUCAUUACGAAAAUCUAGCAGAGACUACCAGUCCAGUAGUGUGGUCGUACGUUUAUCCCGGGUGUGUCGUAUAUCGUUGGUGUGCAAAUACUCGCCGUAUUCUUCAUCGUCUUGACUGUUCCAAACUUGCCCCUUGUUCUGAAUCACUACAGUCGAUAAGCAUUGAAGAGCAUCUUAGUCCAGGACGAUGUCAGGUAACGAGUCUUGCCGUUCAAGGUCGGGAACUAUACAUAGGAACCACUUGGGGUUGCCUUAUCGUGGCUGAAGCGUCAUCCCUGCGUCCAAUAACAGUGUUCCGCCCAUAUGAAGAUGAAGUCCGUCUCAUUCUUCCUCUUAGUUCUUAUGACAGAGACAAAGAAAAACAGUCUGUACUAGUUGCAACAAUUGGCAAAGGCUAUCGAAAUCUUUUGCAUCGUUAUGGAUCUUGGUCACAUCUUAAGAGUUCUUCAGCUCCUAGUAUGUCAGAGCGACAGCGAAAUAUGCAAGUCCUCUUAUGGAGAGCUGGUGACUGGAUUUAAGUUCGAAACUAACUUCAAUUUUCAGACAGACAGACAGAUAUUUCAAAAUCAUGUAUUUACUUUUUUAUUUAUUUUUUAACCUUUGUUUCUCGAUCAAACCGACGAAGCUAUUCUUUUAAAAAUUCGAUUGUUUUCGAUUAGUCAGUUAUUGAUACCACUAUGUAAAACUUCACCGUAAAAUUUGUCUUUACAUGUCAUGAUUUAUUCCUGUGUAUUCAUUAGUAAAUAAAACUUUGAAAGUCUGAA